Molecule: messenger RNA, 240 nt
Organism: Sorex fumeus (smoky shrew)
Lineage: Eukaryota; Metazoa; Chordata; Mammalia; Eulipotyphla; Soricidae
Product: NADH dehydrogenase [ubiquinone] 1 subunit C1, mitochondrial-like
Exons: 2
Coding region: 1-240 (79 amino acids)
Cellular component (GO): mitochondrion
Source: RefSeq, a predicted model, not a curated record
AUGGCGCUGUCCUGCCUACUGUGCCCCCUUCUCCAGCUGCUGCUCCCCGCCUGUCUCCCUCAUGCCUUGCUGGCGCAGUCAAAGUUCUACAUCCGGGAGCCACCAAAUGACAAACCCGACUGGCUCAAAGUGGGGCUGACCUUGGGCAACACCGCAGUCUUGUGGAGUCUCCUCAUCACACAACAUAAUGAAGAUGCUGCAGCGUAUAAAAGAAGAAAUGGAUUGGAAAUAUAUGAUUGA